GAAAGGCUUCAACAUAAAAGGGUACUUCUUCUACUUGACAAUGUUGAUAAAUUGGAGCAACUAAAGGCUUUGUGUGGAAAUCGGGAUUGGUUUGGUCCAGGCAGCAAAAUAAUCAUCACAACAAGCAACAGACAACUGCUCACGCAGCAUGGAGUUGACCAUAUACACAGUGAAAGAACUAGACGAAAGUGAAUCGCUUGAACUUUUUAAUUCAGGUGCAUUCAAGCUAGCUACUAAUCCAAAGAGGAAGAUAUACGACGUGUACCUGAGUUUCUAUGACGAAGACUCGCGUUCUUUUGUUUUGAGUAUAUAUACAGCUCUUACUUCAAAGCCUGGGGUUGUUGUUUUCUGGGAGGAUCAAUGGUUUGGAAGUGAAGAUCGGUCAUCAAAACAACCUUCUAAUUCAGCGCUGAAUGUUAUAGAAGAUUGCGAGAUUGCUGUGAUCAUAUUUUCAAAGAAUUAUACUAAAUCAAGAUGGUGUCUUCAAGAAUUGGAGAAAAUAACCCAGUGUUGCCAAAGAACCACAGAUGGUCUCAUUUUUCUGUCUGUGUUCUAUGAUGAUGUCUAUUCAUCCGACAAAAGAUUGUGGGUCCGACGAGAUAUCUUUGGAGAGGAUUUUGUAGACAGAAUCUCGAUCGAGAAGGAAACAUGUUCUGAAGACGAAGACAAGUUCAUGACUUGGGUAGCAGCAGUCACUAAUGAAGCUUCCAAAUAUGAUGAAUUAUAUUCUUUACAUUGCAGACAUAACUCACAUGAGCACGAAAGUGAAUUAAUUAAGAUUGUAGUUACUCGUAUGAUGAGCAAGAAGAGAUACCAGUUCAAAGAGAGCAUACAUUCUCAUGCGCAAGAUGUGAUUCAACUAUUGAAACAAUCAAGAUCUCCUCUCCUGCUAGGGAUGUGGGGGAUGUCAGGGAUUAGUAAAUCAACCAUUGCCCAAGCCAUUUUUAAUCAGAUUGGUCCCUAUUUUGAGCACAAGUGCAACAUCGAUAACGUUGGGGAAGCUUGGGAACAAGAUAAUGGUCAAGUUUCUUUGCAAGAUGAACUUCUUUGUUUUAUUGGCGGAGCAACUGAAAUAAAAAUACCUUCAGUUGAAUCAGGAAGAAUUAUUUUAAAAGAAAGACUUCAACAUAAAAGGGUACUUCUUCUACUUUACAAUGUUGACAAAUUGGAGCAACUAAAGGCUUUGUGUGGAAGUCGGGAUUGGUUUGGCCCAGGCAGAAAAAUAAUCAUCACAACAAGCAAUAGACAUCUGCUCAAGGAGCAUGGAGUUGACCAUAUACAUAGAGUGAAAGAACUAGACAAUAAAUUCGGGUGAAUUCAUGCUAGCAACUUUUG
This is a messenger RNA of Medicago truncatula (barrel medic), 1335 nucleotides long. Its product is annotated as disease resistance protein RPP4. Lineage: Eukaryota; Viridiplantae; Streptophyta; Magnoliopsida; Fabales; Fabaceae. Gene Ontology annotation, molecular function: ADP binding. The coding region runs from base 149 to 1315 and encodes 388 amino acids. The record is from RefSeq and is a predicted model, not a curated record. The transcript is spliced from 2 exons. Gene Ontology annotation, biological process: defense response; signal transduction.